Messenger RNA from Sorghum bicolor (sorghum), 2781 nucleotides. RefSeq names its product BEL1-like homeodomain protein 7. Lineage: Eukaryota; Viridiplantae; Streptophyta; Magnoliopsida; Poales; Poaceae. Gene Ontology annotation, biological process: regulation of transcription by RNA polymerase II. Gene Ontology annotation, molecular function: RNA polymerase II cis-regulatory region sequence-specific DNA binding; DNA-binding transcription factor activity, RNA polymerase II-specific. The transcript is spliced from 7 exons. The record is from RefSeq and is a predicted model, not a curated record. Bases 538 to 2310 code for a protein of 590 amino acids.
AAGAUAGUGUUAGGCAGCCCUUAUUGGUGGCAGGAGUAUAUUAUUGCUCAAGGUAGGAGGACUCAGGGGUUAGAACAACUCAAGUCUAGAGAGGGAACCAAAAGGGAAAAAUAACAAAAAGAAUAGACACGGCUCUGUUCUUCAUAUUCCAGUCCUCUCUCAUCUUGCUGAUUCAUUCUGAAUCCUUGGGAUCAGCUCUGUCUGUCCCCUUGUUAGGUGGUUUCUGUUACAGCCAAGAACUCUUCCUCUUUCUAAGUCUCAGCUUCAGUUUCUUGCAGAGUUUCUAGUUAGCUCCAUGUGUUUGGUGGUGGGUGCACCAGCUGAAUAGGUAGAUAUCUUAAAAGCUUUGGUGACCGUCUUCGAGGAAGUGCAGUCAUCUGAAGUUUAUCGUCCCAGCCAGCUGUUAUCUUGGAGCCGCAUACAGUAUCUUUGAAGCUUUGAUAACACCAAUCUGAUUCUGAUGACAAAAACAGUCACUAUCUCCCGCCAUCCUUGUAACGAUCUGUCAGCUGGCCUCAUCUUGUGCUUCUGAAGACGAUGGCCACAUUCUUCUCCACUUCCACGAAUCAGAGGGACCUCACCGGAGGCGGCGGCGACAUGUCGUUCCACCACUACACCUACUCAGACUCACCAGCCGGCGGCCUCAUGCCUUUCCCCGCCACCAUCGUGUCGGAAGGCCACGUCGCGCAUGGCGGUGACGACGGCAGGGACGAGCCGGCCGCGUUCGUGAACGUGAACGUAAACGCAAGGGACGGGACGACGAGCGGCGCCGAGAUGGGCCUGCAGACGCAGCUGCUCAUGGCGAACGCGUCGGCGGCGGUGCAGCACCAGGGGCUGUCGCUUAGCCUUGGCACGCAGGGAGUGCCGGUGUCUCUUUACCAGUACCGCCAGGCGCAGCAGGCAGGCAUGGCCGCCGCCGCCUCCUUGCUAAGCCCGAACCAGGCGUCGGCGGCGGCGAGCAGGAACGCGCAGAGCAUCUACAUCCAGAACUCCAAGUACCUCAAGGCCGCGAGGGAGCUGCUGGACGAGGUGGUCAAUGUCCGGGACGCGAUCAAGCGGAAGGGGGCGGACAAGAACCAGCAGGGUAAGGAUUCCGGCGGCGAGGGCAAGGACGCCGAGACGAGCGACGACAAGGCCGACGAGCACGAAGGGAACUCCUCCGCGGCGGAGCUGACACCGUCCGAGAGGCAAGAUCUCCAGAACAAAGUGUCGGCACUGAUGGCGCUGCUGGAUCAGGUGGACCGCAAGUACAGGCACUACCACCACCAGAUGCAGAUCGUGAUGUCGUCCUUCGACGCGGUGGCCGGCGCCGGCGCGGCGAGGCCGUACACGGCGCUGGCGCUGCAGACCAUCUCCCGUCACUUCCGGUCGCUGCGUGACGCCGUGGGCGCGCAGGUGCAGUCGCUGCGGCGGAGCCUGGGCGAGAAGGACACCUCGGCGCACGGCGGCGGGCUGUCCCGGCUCCGCUACAUCGACCAGCAGCUGCGGCAGCAGCGCGCCAUGCAGCAGUUCGGCAUGAUGCAGCAGCCGCAGCACGCGUGGCGCCCCCAGCGCGGCCUCCCGGAGUCCGCCGUCUCCGUGCUCCGCGCCUGGCUCUUCGAGCAUUUCCUCCACCCGUACCCGAAAGAUUCGGAGAAGCUGAUGCUCGCUAGGCAGACAGGCUUGUCUAGGGGUCAGGUGUCCAACUGGUUCAUCAACGCGCGAGUUCGUCUGUGGAAGCCGAUGAUCGAGGAGAUGUACAAGGAGGAAUUCGGGGCGGAGAUGGACUCGCACUCGUCGUCGGAGAACGCGGCGGGCAACAAGGGCAAGGCGGACGAGGCGAUAUCCUCGGAGGACCACGACGAGUUCCAGAGCCCGUCGAGCGCCGCUGCAAAGCACGGCGCUGCAGCAGGUCACCACCUCAGCGCGUUCAAGUCGGAGGCGAUCGGUGGCAUGGACGCCGCCGGCGUCGGCGUCGGCGUCGGCCUGUCCAGCCUCGACGGCGCCAUUGGCCCGUACGCGACCAGCCUCAACCUCGGCGCUGCUGUCGUCGGCAACGGCCUGCAGGAGGCCUUCGCGCACCACCACGGCGGUGGAGACGCGAGGUUCGUGCAGGCGUACGGCGACAUGGCCGGCCUCGGCGGCUACGACGGCGGCAGCGUGUCGCUGACGCUGGGCCUGCAGCACUGCAACGACGCCGGCGCCGUGCCCGCCGAGCAGCAGGGCGGUCUCCUGUACGGCAACGCCGGCGACUUCGAGUUCAUCAACGGCUCCGCCGAGGACAGGCAGCGGUUCGGCUCGUCGCAGCUGCUGCACGAUUUUGUCGCGUGAGCGGCUGCGGUGCGCCAGCGCGCGCGUGGGGAAUAACGCGGACGGCGUCAGAAGCCUGGGAUGGCCGGCCGGCGCCACCGCGUGGGUAUACGAUGGUCACAGUUUCUCAGGAUACAUGGUUCCUUUUCAAAUUUCAAAUUAACGAGUAAGUUCAAGCAUACAUAUAUAUACAUAUAUACUGGCGUGGUAAGUGAGGUAGCAGUGGGGAAUUAAGGAGGGUAUACAAAAACUGUAUAUGGUAUAUGAGGUGUGGUAUAAAGUGUAGGUUAUUGUUGUAAAGAAGAUUAGAUUAUUGGUACGUACUAUUUUUGGUAGCUUGAAGAUUCGUCUACUGAUGAUUCAAGUCCAGAUAUGAUGUGUUGUUGUUGUUGUUGUUGGUCCCAUUGGACCUGAUCAAGUGAGUCCAUGGAUCCCCUUGGAGAUUGUAGACACAAAUGUUUCAUGCAUGUUUUCUAUUGUAGCAGUUGUUCA